Molecule: messenger RNA, 5962 nt
Organism: Calypte anna (Anna's hummingbird)
Lineage: Eukaryota; Metazoa; Chordata; Aves; Apodiformes; Trochilidae
Gene: PPP1R26
Product: protein phosphatase 1 regulatory subunit 26
Exons: 2
Coding region: 214-4206 (1330 amino acids)
Biological process (GO): negative regulation of phosphatase activity
Molecular function (GO): protein phosphatase inhibitor activity
Source: RefSeq, a predicted model, not a curated record
ACCAAGGCGGCGGGCAGCGGCCGUGCCGGAGCCGGAGCCCGAGCGCGGCGGAGCGGAGCGCGGAGAGCCCUGAGCCGGGCGCUGCCGCUCCCAUCACCAACCUCCUCCACACCGCUCUCGGGGUCCCCCCGCGGAGGCGGCGGCCGCGGCAGGAUGGAAGAGAGACCAUUCUGAAAAACUCUUCCCUUGGGGACUUUGCUGUUGUCUGCUAGAAUGUUCCUUAUGAAUGCUUCUCCUCUGGUAGCUCUUCAGACAAAAUGGGAGUCCUUUGGACCAGCAAGGAAUUGUAGAUACCCCGUUUGCUUCUCUGAAUCUGAAGGGGACAUCUCAAGAACCUCUGUAAGUGCCAAAGUUCAGAUGGUCAUAAACAACCUGCAGAGCCAAGAGUCUCCCCUGGGCAUGAACAAUGACUAUGAUUGUGUUAUGCAGAAGAAGCAAAAGGGAGAAAAAGGCAACAGAGUCACAUCUAGCACCACAUUGCUACGGAAGCAUCCCCAGUACACCAAGUGUGGUUGUCCUGGUGAUUCAGAUGACACUGAAGUGGAAGAGAAUGUGGGGUUUGGGACUCUUUUGCUUGAUUCUGAUAGCGACGAUUCUGUUGACCGGGAUAUAGAGGAAGCCAUCCAGGAGUACCUGAAAGCAAAAAGCAAAAGUGACCAAUCCCUGCAAAAGACUGCAGAGUGUUCUGAAAAUGUAAGGAGACACAAAAGGUUUAAGAGAGAAUUCUCCCGGAACAAAAUGGCAAGUAAUCUUCUCCCAGUGAAAUUUAAAGCUGAGAUGCUCUCUGAAGAGUACCUGUCUGACCACCUGGGGAUUGGCAAAAGGCUGCAGCCUGCUUCCCCUCAGAGCAUCAGCAGUGAUGACUCUUUUGAACAGAGCAUACAAGCUGAAAUCGUGCAGUUCUUGAAUGAGAAAAAGAAGCAAGAAAUCAGUAAAUGUGUGAUGGGGAAGGACAAAAAAGAUUCCCAUGUGAGAGCUGUCCUAAAAUGCAACAAAGAAACAGCGAGCAAACCAAACUGUGGUGCUGUGAAGCAAGGGUGUGAUGCACUUCUCUUGAGACACCAUCCCAAGCUGCAGAAAACCAGCACACAGUCCAAGUGUUUGCAGUCUAAAAUCCAAGAUGAGGAGAGUGAUUUCAGCCAGGUGAACCAAGCCUAUCUAGAAAUGGCCACUGCCAGCCAGCCCUGGUUAAUGGAGCAAAAUGAAGGAAGUGGAGUUAAUUACUGGGAGAGGAGGGGAGAGCUUAGGAGUGAGAGCAUGCCCGUGUCUGACUCGAGUAGUGAUGAUGGGAUUGAAGAAGCCAUUCAGCUCUAUCAGCUGGAGAAAAUUAGGAAAGAGGAAAGUCACAUGAGAAACUGUGACCCUUUGCAGAGGGAACAGUUUGAUGCAAAGGGUAUGGCAGAUAUUUCUGCCAGCCUGACAAUUAGCUCGACAAAAUGUGCCUCCCCAGAAACCCAUAAAAGCCCCGUAAGCAACAAGAGAAAAGAAAUGAACUCAAAGCCAACAGAAUUAGAAAGCACCAGCAGUGAGUUCAAGAAGCUGUUUAAACCACUGAAAAAACCUCGACACUUUGCACCUCCAGAAAACAAGAUUGCUACUUGUGAGCUCACGUUGCAGGCCUCUUGCAGAGCAGACACAUCUGCAGAACUCAUGUGUGCAGAAGCUAUCCUUGAUAUUUCCAAAACAAUCAUGCCAUCCCAAAUGGGAAGUGACAACAAAUCACUUGCUGCAGACUCCUUCUUUUCUCCCCAGCUUCUCUCGUCCUCCCGUUGUGAAAGUGACAGCAGCCUUGUGGACAGUGAUGAUAGCAUAGAGCAAGAAAUCAGGGCGUUUUUGGCUCUGAAAGCACAGUCUGAAAGCCUUGGAACAAAGCCUUCCAGCCUGGCACACUCAAUCCAGAUGCCUUUGCCUUCUGAGCAGAACAGCCUCACUGGUACCAUGGAGCCUUCACUUCCCAAAACACUGAAGCUAUCGCUGAGCCGUAAAAGGAGACUUAAAAAGGAAGACAGAGUGGUGAAACCAGGUGCAUCAAAACCACCUGAACAGCUGGAGACAGGAUUGUUCCAGCCAGGUAACUACUCAAAAUUUCCUGUACUCCAAGAGACACCUGCCCUGGGCAGCCCCACGGAACACUGUGAUGCUCCAAGACUCAGCAGCAAAGAGCCUCGGCAGCAGCAGCUGAUGUCUUCUGAAUUACCUGGAUCUGUUGGCAGAUGUGUGACCCUGGACUCUGCAAACCCUUUCAUGCAGGUUCAGAGCAGUGCAAGAAAGCUGCUGAAAAAUACCAGCCAGCCUCCAGAGAGGGAUGGUUCAGCUGAUGAGAGCAGUUCCCUGGAUAGUGAUGAGGACCUCGACAGCGCUAUCAAGGACCUGUUACGGUCUAAAAGAAAAUUAAAGAAGAAAUCCAAGGAGCAGAAAUCUCAGUGCAAGAAGAAGGUCAGGUUUAGUGAGAUGGAAUCUCAGCUGGCAGAUGAAUUUAGUAGCAUCCAGCAAAAUGAAUGGAAAUGUAAAAACCCCGUGUUACUAAAAAGCUGCCUCUCCAAACCUAGAAAAGCUGUGAAGGAAAACACAACGAGAAGUCCUUCAGGUCACAUAAAUGUCAAACUUAGCACUGAAAAACCAGAAACCAUGAAGAACUUGGAGUUUAACUUGCAGCUUAAAAAAGGAUGUAAGCCUAAGCCCAUUUCAAACCAGAAUAACCUGCGGGUAGCUAAAAAUAGCAAAUGCACUUUCCCAACUGCAUCAGAUGCUGAUGACAGCAGUUCAGUGGACAGUGAUGACAGCAUUGAACAAGAAAUUAGGAAGUUUUUGGCAGAAAAGGCUAAAGACUCUGCAAGCAGUUUGGAAGUACAAAAAGAUGAUGCAGCUCUGGAUCUACUGAAAGCAACCAAACAAACUGCCAGUAAAGGCAAAGCAAAGCAGCAGCUGGUUGAAAAUGAGAUUGAUCUCAUGCUAGGUCAGAGUAAAAAGACUGAGGUGUCUCAGCAGACUGAUGAGUUGAAGAACUCCCAGAGAAUGGAAGGGAAAAGUGCAAUGUUACAUGGGAGUGGGAAAUCUGCUUCCUCUGCAGAGCAUGUUCAUCUUCAUACUACUGCUCACUCAAAAGCUAAGCAAGGGGUGGUGGGGGUCAAAGGUGUUGCUGGUGGGGAGUUACCUGGAAACACAGCAGGGAAAAAGGGGACCCCAAAUACAGAGCCUGCAAGGAAAACACUUCUGCCAAACACCAGCAAAAAUGAAGGUUGUAAAGCACAGAAAGUAAUCAAUGCAAAGUCUAGGUCUAAAAGGAAGAACACAUUUCACUUAAAAAUUUCAAGUAAAUUUAUUGCAGGUCUAAAAUAUGCUCGGGACAGGAAGAAAUCCAUGCUCCUCAACAAAAGGCAGAAAGCAGAGUCCCUGCUUGCCCAGAGCAGUGCUUUAGGAACAGGGGGGGCUUCCCAGGACAGCGACUUUCCUAACCAGGGAGGAGAAGCCCCCUUACCAAAAAGUGAAUUUAGUGGGGAGUGUGUGACAGCAGUAAAUGAACAGACUUCUCAGGAGCUGGCUGUGGAAGUGUCAGGACCCCGUGUAGCAGAAACCUGUGAAGGACUGGAGGCUGCUCCUCUGCAUAUCAAAGAGGAAGCAGAGGACUGCAGGGAGGCUGCUGGAGCACAGUCCAGGCAGCCCUUGGAGGAGCAGAGUGUGGCAGCAGUAAAAGUGGAUGAGGUUUGCAGAGAAACCUUCAAAGCUGAGAACAGAGAGGUGUGGAUUGAGGAUGGAGGUAUGCAGAAAGGCCAGGGGGUAGAUUCAGAUCCCCCACAUGCUGAACACAGUGUGGGGAAAGCAGAUAAAGUUAGCAGGGACACAGCUCAGCUGAGUGUACGAGCACGGAGUGAGAGAGCUGAUAACCAGCAGGACAAGAGGCCAGGUCCCAGGUUAGGUUGCCCACUGCAGGAGCUAAAUGUGGCAGCUGUAGCAGUGGAUAAAAGCAGUGGAGGAGCUUGUACAGAUAACAGAGUGGCAAUGUGCAUUACAAAAGAAAAAGUUACCUGCCAGGACAGUGAGAGGCAGCAAGGAAGUCAGGUACCCAGCUCCAGUUUGGAAGGAAAAAUACCUGUUCUGCAGAAUAGUGAGACUGCUUGUGAAGUGGACCAAGGGCAGGAAGUUUCAGGCAAAAACUGUGCAAAAUGUACUGAUGUACCCCAGACUGAAAAGGUUUCAAAUAUGUAAGUACACUUUUUUUUUUUUUUUUUUACAGUAACACUCUUUUUAGAAAAUAACUAUCAUUGUAAUUACCUUGAUAAAACUUGAGGCAUGAAAGGAGAGACAGUGAGAGAUGCUGAGACCUGCAUAUCACAUGCACACUAAUGUGAAAAAUGCUUCUAUUUAACAGGGAUAUCAUGGAUAAACAUACAUAGUUUUUUGUAGAAUUUUGUAAAUUAUUUAAAGUGCUCUAAGGAAAUAUUUUUAUAAUGAUUUUUAGGGCUUGCAUUACUACAGGAUGCUGUAGUUGCUGUAGAUAAGAAGAUACAGGCUAAUGGCUCUAAAUUAUGAGGCCUCUAACCAUGUAUCAAGAGGAAACCUGUUUGUGCUCAGAAUAUAUUUGGCAAUCUGUGACGAGAUCUUAGGAAAACACAGCAUUUGCUAGCAAGGCUGUGCUUCUGAAGCAGAUUAUUUGGCAUCUGUUCCUAUUUGAGCUGCCUUAGGACAAUCCUGUGUGGUGGUUUUCUGCUGGGGUCUCAGUUCUUCCACCCCAAGGAUUGUUGGGUGAGUCCAGUGAGCAGAACUCCAGCAAAAUCAGCACAGCUGGAGGUGUGGAAAUCCCAUCCUUGAAGACAGAAAUGCAGGUGAAUGAAGUGGAUCUGUCUGUCUGCACGUGUAAAGCCACCUCUCUGAGGGUACCUUUUGGAUCCCAGAAACCUUCCACUGGCAGAUGACACAAAGCUCAAGUGCAGUUCAAGAGGAGUGAAGGAGCUUGUCCCUUCAGGCAGUGGCUGCCACGUUUGCUGUGGAUUUCACUGGAGUUAUGAACUGCUGGAUCUGCAAGGCUGAAACAAUCCCUCCUUACUCUGCAGUCUGAUGUUGAUGCCCUGCAGUUACCCAGAGAUGGGGUUUUGGGGGGUUUUCUGAAUGGGUUUUCUGAACUUUCUUCAAAUGAGUGCCCUUACUUUUCCCUUUUUCAAAAGUGGUUUCUAAACUGUUACAUUUCUGUGAACUUCUAUUUUCACUGACAAUGUUUGUGCAAUAGAACAAAGGUAGGUUUGCUGUAGGAAGUCCCUCAUGUAAAUGCCAAGGAUAUUUUCAGCACUGUUCUUUCAUACUGUAGUGCUUUCUCUGCCUCCCUUUCCAGCAGCCAGAAUAAAGAGCUUUUUCACUACUAUCUUUUUAUUUGUACUAACUUUAAAUGGAAUUGUAGGAGUGUCUUCACAUCACAACAAAAUGCCCCCACACUGGUUUCACAGGGAAGUCCCAAAAGUGGGAUUUCUAAGCUCUUGGUUGGUUCUUUCACUUCCAUUUGUGUGAAGUCCUUUGAGUAGUUUCUUCUUACAUCUUGUCCCUGUGAAUUGAUCUGAUAUUCUCUUUAUUUACCCUUCUCCAAACUUUCAGCCAUACUACCACUCAGUAUCCCUUUGUUUCUCAGUCACUCCCUGGAGAACUGGCCUUAACCUCUCCAAAUGGAGCAGAAAGCAGUCCCAAAGGGAUCCAGUUUCACACAGAACCCCCUGCUGUGGUGGUGUUUGCAGAAUAUUUGCAAACUAGGGUGUAGCAUAGAGUAGAAGAAGUAACUGUGGCAUGUGGAGAAAUAAACAACAUCCCUUGUGUGUUUAUGCUGUUGUGCAGUUACCUUUUUAAACGUGUUCAGAGUGGUCACUUGGCAUUUCUCUCCUGUCCAGCCACCUUUUUUCUAGUCCUUGGGUUGGUUGGUUUGUUUAAGAGAUCAGUGUGCUAGAUCAUCUCAUUUUUGUGGUAGGAUACCUUGAAAAAA